CCCCCCCCCCUCCUCCAAGGACUGGCUGGCUGGGAAGGAUCUUCGCUUCAGACACAGCUUUAGCCUUGCUUGAAUUGUGAUUGUUGUUACCAUCAUCCUUAUCCUUCAAGAAAGAAGCUUGGCUUUGGGCCACUCUGGGGACCAGCAGCAUCGCCUCUGAAUUGAUGCUCGACUGCGAAAGCUGAGAAGGAGGCAAGGAAGGAAAGAAAAGAAGGGAGAGCGGAUUGCACGGAAUCAGGAAAUAUAUAUAUUUAUCUCUCUAUACAAAAGAGAUCAAGGCGAGGAUUAGAGAGAGAGAUGCCUCCAGCCACGGCACAGACCUCGACUCCUUUGUAACAGACAGCCGUAGUUCAGGCAAGUGGCAUGAUGGCUAAGGGAACUGAUAAUGAGAUGUGGAAUCUUUCAUCUCCGACAUCACAAUCCCUCAAUGAUGAAGGAGCCAUGGGGAGUAAGGAAUCCAGCAAGUGCUUGCUUACAGCCUCUGAAAGCGAAGUUGAUCCAACAACAUCACUUGCCUUAGAGAUGAAAUAUGCACUGGAUCCCAACCGGCAGAUCAAGAAAAGAAACAAAGCCCUGCAGGUGAGAUUCAAAGACAUCUGCGAGGCUCAAAACGAGCAGAGGGACAAACAACUCUCUACCUUACAACAAAUGGAUAAAAAAGAAGCAAAGUCUCUCUCUUACAGAGCAGCUUACCGGAAAUAUAUGACAGUGCCUGCCCGGAGAUCAAUCCCUAAUGUUACUAAAAGUACAGGAGUUCAGACUUCGCCUGAACUUAAAAAGUGUUACCAGACAUUCCCUUUGGACCGGAAAAAGGGAAGCAUCAUCAAAAGCAUAGCUUCUGUUGAUACUUUCCCCAGUCAAAACAAUGGAUUUUUAAUAGAUGUUAAAGAUAAGGACAGCACCAUCUCAGGGGAGGCUGCUCACUGUAGCAAGAAAGUCACUGGAUUUGUGACAGCGGAGUUUAUUUCACAUACUAAUGAACGCAUGAAUGCAAUAGAGCAGCCUUCUAGUGACAACUGUUCGGAGACAUGUAGAAGCACUGAUUUGCACAGCUGUACUAAAGAACCUCCUUCUCUUCAAAACUCAGCAGCUUCUGUUUUAGAAGAGCCUGAUUACCAGCUGCAUGACAAAGCAAAACACCACACUGGGCUGUUGGAUAGUGAGGAGGCUAAUCUAUCGACCCAUGGAAAAGUCUUCAAGACAGAAGUAGCUUCUGUCUACUUGCCUGCAUCCAGUUCACACGCCUCACAGACUGACCUGCAAAAUUCUGCAGCAGCAGGGAAUGACUGGUCUCUGUGUCCAGCCGAGGAGGACAAAAAAAGAACAGUGCAUCUUAAUGGUCUGCAAUCACAAGCCGUAAGUGCAGCUCAGGCCUGCUCAAUGCAGGCACAGUGCCAAUCAACCGAAUGUAAUGAACAGACCCUUCAGAUACAUGUGUCACCUAUGGAAGGAAAACAGCCUUGUCAGACAGCAGUUGCUGUGAGUGAAGGAUGUCAACAAAUCGUGCCUCACACAGAAGUGGUAGACUUGAAAGCACAGCUGCAGAUGAUGGAGAACUUGAUCAGCUCAAGUCAGGAAACCAUCAAGGUCUUGUUGGGUGUCAUUCAGGAACUGGAAAAAGGAGAAGCUCACAGAGAAGGAUAUUGUUACCUGGGGGAAAACCUUAUGUCGAAAUCGGACCUUGACUAUGUAAUGAAAGCAUCUUCUCAUUUGUUGAGACUUGACCCAUUAAAGCUUUCAUAUCGGACUGGUCAAGACACAUCUAACUGUGACACAUGCAGGAACAGUGCAUGUAUAAUCUAUAGUGUGGAAUUAGAUUUUAAGCAGCAAGAAGACAAACUACAGCCAGUUCUGAGAAAACUUCAUCCUAUUGAGGAAACUCAGGUUGCACCUUUGCCUUAUUCCCAGGAGAGUUACUCCUCAACUCCCAAGCAAAAAUCCAAAACUGAAUCAAAAAAGCAUGGAAGAUGGAAACUCUGGUUUCUUUAACUAAGUCCAUAAGACAUGGAAUUUAAGGCCUUCUUCAAAAAAACACAUCCACACAGUGUUGUGGAAUUUUUUUUAAAAGGAUCUUGGUCAUUUGAGCAGGUGACUGUCAGCAAUGUUACUCUAACAAUACUGAGGAAGCAUUCUGUUUUCACCACAUGUACCAAAAAAGGCCUUUGUUACCUAUGAACUAACUUUCAGGAGCAAGGUGUUAAAAGUAUGCCUUGCCAACUUUUUAUCCGAAUUUCACCAGUGUGGGAUGUAAACGAUUUUUUUAAAAAAUCAGGAUAGAAAAUCAUAUUAGCAGAGGUGAAGUAAAACUAUCCUCCCCCAAGUUCUUUAACUCACAAUCGUUUGUUUGGUCUUUUUUUAAAAAAGCAUCUUAAUGUCAGACUGCCAUCUUGUUCACAUCUGAAUAUAUUAGUCCAGUUAAGAUGUUUUUGUGAAGGAAAAAGAAAGCAAGCCUUUUAUUUCCAAAGGCCUCCAUUGCACAUUUAAUUUUCCAAAAAUGCUUGGGUUGGGUAGUGCCAUUUUCAGCACAUAAAUAUCCUGAGGAAAGCACAAUAUUUUUCAUAUGGUCCAGGACCAUGAAUUAUCUUUAAGAUGUGACUAUGUGUGUAUACUUGCCUUUAUGUGCUGUAGCAUUGAGCCAAGUGAUUGCAUCUCAGUGAAAUGCUGGCACCUCUGAUUUAGUGUCAUCCUCAUUGCCAGACCUCUGCUCAUUUUUACUGGUGAGCAGCCAAAAGCCACCUAAAGUCAGGACAUGCCUUUACUCACUGAAAGUUGACAGGGUCAAAGCUAGGAGCGCUAUGCUCUUUUAGAUAUCAUUUUUAAUCUGUUGGUACCCAACAGCUGAAAUCCUAUGUUCUGGCACCAUAUCUGGGGCAGGGAGUAAAAGAAAAGAGUCACUUAACAUUCAGAUAACAGAACAUUGGCAGCUGCCACAAUUUAAUACUUUUUUGUAAUUCAGUCUUGAGAAAACACUACACACGAUUAACACACUGUGCCAGAAAUUUUAUAAUGUGUUGUGCUUUUUAAGAGUUCACCAGAGCCUGGCAAUUUUAUUUAGUUGCGCCAUAAAACAUCCAACCAUCUUAAUUGUCAUUCAGUACUAACAAAUGAGAACACUGAAUUAAAACGUUAUUUUAAGAGUAACAUUUAAAAUUUUCAUUUCAUUAUACACUUUGGGCAUGAGCCAGCCACCAUAAAAACACUUCUAAUCCCCACCAAUUUCAGUGAGAGGAAGUUAGAGCACUUGAUUGACUUUCCCAAUCAUUGGAAUUUGAGAGUAUGUAACUUUGUAUGGAUUGUACUCUGAAUUAUUUCCUUUGAAGAAAUUAUUAUGUAACUGCUUUUCUUCAGAAAUGUUUCUGUUAUGCAAGAAUCCUCUGGUUUAUCAAUACUUUGAAGUUCAAUAGAAUAUGUGGAAGAUACUACGCCUAUAAUUUCAUAUCUUGGAACACUGCAUAGAUAUACCUUUUCCAGUAUAGCAAAACAGCAGAAAGUGAGAAUAAUGUUGGUAGAUUUGCCACCAAAAAAGCUAUUUAAAUGUGUAAUAUAUUCUGCUUACUAAUCAAACUCAUUAUUUAAAUAUUAUGGGUAUUAUAUAGACCCCAAAGGAAGCAAUCUGGUUGUUUUUCUGGGGGGAAAAAUGCUUGAGUUACGAAGCUGAUGAAAAUGUGAUAAACAUGAUUGUUAUGGUCAACUUCAAAAUCUGACGUCCUAUUUAUGCUUUAAUGAAAACAAAGUCCCAUAUUUGUAGUAAAAUUCCAAGAGGGCUACAAAUCAUUGUGCAUAAGCAAACCGUGUUCUAAAAUAUUUUUUGCAAAAGCAGAAGGAUGAGAAAGGCAUAACUGUGCCAUGAAGGAAAGUGCAAUUGUCUUUUUUGUUGUUAAAGGGACGGGUGGGAAAUGAAGUGUAAUGUAUUUUAUAAUGUUUUUGAUUAAAGUUCAAAAUCUGUUUACAAAAGACCCCACCAUAAAUAUUUUAGAAUCCCAAAUAUAUCAGAGCAUUAAAUAUUUUAUUUUUAUGAAAACCAAGGCAAAUCCUCAAAUAUAUACAAUCAUGCAUAGAUUAGAUUAUAUUAAGGUUAUUGUGAUUCUGCAGAUAGCAUCUUCACAUAUAUAAGCAGCCUAGUUCCUUAGACCAUUUACUACACAGUCUCAACACCCUCAUCUAGCAAAUGUCCAAGUGGGAAGUUUUCAUGUGUGGUCUGAGCUUUGUUUACUUUUGCUGGGGACAAUACUGAAUUCACAAGCUGCUUUCAAGAUUUUCUUGAGGCCACAAAGGCAAUUGCAAUCCAAUACAUGGGUGUACAUUGGUUUGAUAAUCCAGAGCUAUACAGUCAUUAUCGUGUUCUAUAUGCACAAUAUUAAUGUGCAGACUUGAGAUAUGUGGAUUUUCAUGGUUUAAUAAAUCAUAAAUAAAUAAAAAACUUUAUUUAUAGACUACCCUAUCUCCCCAAAGGGACUUAGAGCGGUUCCCAACAAGUAAGGCAAACACUGUAGCAGCCCCCCUUCUUACCUAACCCAGUUGACACACAAACAAUCUAAGACUAAAAUUCCAAGAUAAAGCCGUGUUAGUCUAGUAUAUCAGCAUGUAAAGGGAUCUUGUAGGAUGGUAACAAAGAACAAAAUUGGUAGCGUAUACUUUUGUAGACGAACGCUGAUUUUUCAGAGACUAACAUUAAUUCAUAGGUUAUUGGUUCAGAGUUGACUAGUUGUGGGGAAACAAGUAUACACAAUCUAAAAUGUACAUGAAAUACCUUCUGGUUUAUAGUCUAUUCACAACACAUAUCAUUGUUUUUGAGUCUGGGACAGAAUCAAUCCUGCAGUAUUAACCCUCCAUAUUAUAAACAUACGAUUCUCUUAGUCUAUGAUCUGUAUGUUUCAGAAACAGCCCAUAUUCUCAUGGGUUUCUAUUCCCACACAAAGAAUCUAUAUUUCCUUGUUGCCACGGAACGUACAAGAUAUAGAAAUCAAAGCUGGGAAAGACAGACAUACUCCGAAACCAUUUUGAAGAUGAAAUUGAACCUAAUUAAAUGUUCUAUAUUUGAACAUAGUAUUUUCCUAAUCUGCUGGCAAAUUUUAAUUUUUACAUUUCCUCUUUCAAAAGGUAAAAUACAUUUUCUUGCUCAAAAUUGUGUUAUCGUACCAUACUAUGUAACUUGUAAUAAAAUGUUCUUUCCAAUUGUGUAAAA
Molecule: messenger RNA, 5185 nt
Organism: Anolis sagrei ordinatus
Lineage: Eukaryota; Metazoa; Chordata; Lepidosauria; Squamata; Anolidae
Gene: INSYN2A
Product: inhibitory synaptic factor 2A
Biological process (GO): inhibitory postsynaptic potential
Cellular component (GO): postsynaptic density
Source: RefSeq, a predicted model, not a curated record